Lates calcarifer (barramundi perch) is the source of this 1697-nucleotide messenger RNA. RefSeq lists its product as uncharacterized. The transcript is spliced from 4 exons. NCBI's taxonomy places the organism in Eukaryota, Metazoa, Chordata, Actinopteri, Centropomidae. The record is from RefSeq and is a predicted model, not a curated record. Bases 95 to 883 code for a protein of 262 amino acids.
GUUGAACUUCCGAGUGUACAUGAACGCAUCAGGAGGCAGGAGAAGGUAAGAGGUUGGCCGUUAGGUAGCGGACCAGCUAACUUCACCGCUAACUAUGCCUGGAAAAUGUAAAUUCCAAGACUCCUGGCUUUCUAAGGAAAUUUACAAGGACUGGCUGGUUAAGGAUGUCCAGGACAUUCACUUCGCCCGUUGUAGGGCCUGUUGUAAAUCAAUCAAACUCCAGACCAUGGGCGAGGCUGCUCUCACCAGCCACGCAGGGGGAGCUGGCCACAAAGCAGCGGUCCGCAAGCUCGUGGAAGGCAAUGUGAUGAUGAUAAAUGCUGCUGGACAGACGAACGGCAGUGUCAAUCGGAGUGAGGACACCAAGGAGCAAAUGGCCAUCUGCCUCCAGCGUGAUGCCUUGGACAGAAUAACAGGCAGUGACUGGUCAGAUCUGCAACACAGUCCUACUACAAACUCCACCUCCCACAAUGCAGAGCUACAGGAUGUGACAUUUCCUUCUGCUUUCUUCACAGCACCAGGCACCUCCAGGCUCAUCAGCCAGCGCCUCCACCCAUCAGGCAGCGACACAGAGGACGCAGGCCGCCGCUCGGUUCAGCACGACUCCAUAGACCUGUCGAGACUGGAGCACCAGCAGAGAACAGAGGCUCUGGAGCAGCAGCAGCAGAUGAAGAUCCUGGAGUGGGAGAACAGGAUGAAGGUGCUGGCGUGGGAGCAGGAGCUGGUGAGAGAGAAGAGAAGAGCAGUCCGACAGAAGGAGAAGGCCUUCAGGAUGAAGAAGGCGUACUACAAAGCCAAGUUAAAGAGGAUGGGUGAGGACGUGCCACCGUCUUCCUCCAGCAGCAGCGAUGACGAGGAGAAAACAGCUGAUCGGACAGGAUGAACUGAUCUCAUGGAUUUGUUUUAUUAGUGCUUAUUUCACUUGUGUAUUUUUUGUCUAUAUGUCAUGGACCUAUUGCUAUUUUUAUACAUUGUUUUUGUACUUCAAUGCAAAAUGAGUAAGACUGAAUGAGGCAUUUGACACUACUCAAGCAUACGUACUGUCACUUUAAAGCAGAAGAUUACCUGGGUUCCACACUACUCAAAGGUGCAAAAGUAGCUUUUUCAAAACUACAGUACAUGACAGGUACUUUAUUUCAUAUGGUCACAACAACUACAAACCAAUCUCUCUCCAGUGUGAUGCUCUUGGAUGGCCUUAAGAGAGAAUACUUUCAAUUAACACAUUGAAAAUAACAGAGAAGUGGUAGGAAUUUUAGAAAAGACGUGGAAUGUCAUGGAAUGCUAGGAAUCCCAUUUACUUGUAAUCAUUUACCUUGCACAUCUUUUUAGUUGUGCUAAAGGGUUGAGAUCAAAAUCACUAUGUCUUAUCUGUCAUUUAUUACAACGUGGCCUCAUUGUUCAAAAUCACACAAUGUUCACUGAUGUUUAAGGUGAUAGUUUCUGUGAAGGUCAAAAUGUUGAAAAACAUUUUUAAAAUGUGCUGAGAUUAAAUCUAAUCACUACAGGUGUAGAAAUGAAGUGACAUUUCUAAAUGGACAAUCUUUUAACACAUUACUGGCAAAGCUUCUUUUGUGGUGCAUGUUAACAUGAAUAUGUAUGCUCAAGCUGUUUGUAAAUAAAUUAGCAUUUGGUACAAAGUUUGAGAUGAUUACAGACAAAUCAAAGAAAACACCUGAAUAAAUGAGUGAGGAAACAUA